Molecule: messenger RNA, 1382 nt
Organism: Leptomonas pyrrhocoris
Lineage: Eukaryota; Euglenozoa; Kinetoplastea; Trypanosomatida; Trypanosomatidae
Exons: 1
Coding region: 93-1382 (429 amino acids)
Source: RefSeq, a predicted model, not a curated record
GAGAAAAGGCCUGACGAGUGUCUUCAUUGCAAUAAACAAAGACGAAAAAGUCACAUCAUUAACGCCAUUUUUUCUUUUGCAGUAUUCCACACAUGACCGAAUACAAAAAACUGGUAGCUUUAACGGAUCUGCUUUCGGCAGAUGUCACAAACCUAUGCAGCUCGAUCGCAAAAGCUACGCACGUUGCUGAAGACGGCAAGAAAGGUGCAAAUGCAGCUGCCCCCUCAAACACAGUUGCUGACCCUGAACAGUUGUACUUGGUUUCUUCGCGUAUCUACCAGUCCAUCGUUGACGGCUGCCCGCGCAUUCGCAAAAUGGUUCUAAAAGCUCGCGAAACGGACCCGAACAAACAAAUUUACAACGAAACCAUGUGCCGUAAAAUCGAGGAACUUCUCAAGUCUUUCUGCAGUAUACUUCAACAGCUCGUUCCUUCGUUUUCUUCAGAAAAUGUUGAGCCGCAAAAUGCGUCGCAAGAAAGCAAGGCAGAGAACACAAACCCCGUUGAGGUCGUUUUGGGGAUUGAUUUUGAUGUAGAGGCAAUCAUGGAACGGUCUCCUGCCCUGGAAAAAGCAGAAGAAGUACACAACCAAUACAUUUUAAAACGCUCACAAGAGGAAGCGUGGCAGUCACGUGUGGAACAUGGAUUGUCAGACGUUGUCACAUUUGAGAGCCAGAAUCGCUUUGUUGUCGCGGCGGAAGAAAAGUUUGAUCGCGCUGCGCUUGUUGAGAGAAAGAGAAGUGACAAGGCGCGCAUCAUUCGCCUGUUGGAAGAGCGCGAAACAGCAAAGUGGAAAGCGGAACUGCAGCGCAGAGAUGCAGAACAGAAACUCCUCCAAGAGAAAACGGAAGCGAUCCACAACGUCGCAAAUAUACCUUCCGUGCUGCUGGCUGCUCUUCCAGAUGCGGCGAUGCGGCGCAAGCUGGUCGGGCACACGCGGCAACUGAUCACGGCUCUGUUGAGAACACCGGAGGACCUGAACAUACGACGGCUGCGGAACAAUAAUGAGCAUCUCAUAGGCGACUACGGCCACCCUUGCCUGAUCGCCAUCAAUUCUGCAGAUGGAAAGCAGUGCCUCUGCGCUCCGGCCGUCAACGUCGCGGAAGUAUUAUGGUGUCGCAUAGGCUACUCGAUUCGCUACACAAACGUUCCCAACCGCUCCGUGGAAAGCGUGAGGCUUGAAAAGCGAGGUGAAGAGCUGGUAUUGCCUUGCGGCCGUCCGCUCUCAGUGCAUACCUACUCGCCUCUGGGCUUUGAAGACUACUCUGAGCGCUUUUUCGAGUUGGUGGAACCGAAUGUGAUGGAAGAACCAGAUGACUGGAUGGUGUGGUACAACAUGAUGCAAGAGAUGGAGCGCGUGCUCACUGAAUUGUUGUCAUCUUGA